AUGAGGGAAAAGGAAAGCGUUCCUGUUUUGCUUCCUCCGUCGUCAGCACAUCUGCGAGUAAAGCCAGCUGGAUGGUCUUGGUCGAAGAUGAUGCAACUCCGCCUCAUCCCCCCCGGCUUGUGCUUCGCCUUCUGCGCACUCAUCCUCCAGACUUGGUUCGUCACGGCUGCCGUCCAGCUCGACCUCGACGUCACGGCCCACACGUCUGGUCUGGUCGAGGCUGACUGGACCUCGGUCUACUACUCAGAUGAGCAGCCGCUCUUCAUCUCCAACGAUGGCGGCACUUCGACGGGAGGGUUCCACGUCUGGAACCUGGACGGUGCUUCGCCGCUGAAGAAUGUCUCGAGCGUGUGGGCCGGGCGCACCAAGCUCGUCACCACCGUCUACGACGUCGACGGCAAGGACUACCUCUUCACCAUCCCACAGACCACAUCGGCCCUCUCGGCCUACCAGCUUCCGGGUGCGUCCCACGCGGAGCCGUCUCGACGUAUCGUUCUCGGUGACUGGUCUGCCCUCUGCUCGUGGAGGAGCCUCAGUGCCAACAACUACCUCUUCCUGUUCGGCAAGACCCAGGGCGUACAGCUCCUUGUGCGCCCCAGGGAUGGCUCGGUCGAGACUGUCGAGGUUCAGACUUUCGACGUCCCCGUGGAGGUCGGCGGCUGCGCCGUCUCGGAAUCCCAGUCCCAGAUGCUCCUGGCUCCCGACGAUGGCAAUGAGCUGUAUCGCUUCGAUCUGGCCGAGUCGACCACGCCGCCCAACCUCUCCGUCUCCGCCGAGACCAGCGACGAGAUUACCGGCGUUGCCGUGUAUGCCACCGCCGGCAAUGAGAGCGACUACGUCUUUGUCGCGCUCGAAGGUGCCAUUUCUGUCUACGACUACGAGUGGAAGCGCGUCGGGAUCCUCAACAUCACGGGGCUCAAGGAUAUCGAGAUUGAGGGUCUGAGCAUGUACCAAGCCAGGACGGCCAGGUACCCCGUCGGUGCUCUCAUCUACGCCCUGGAGGCGGCCGGCGACUUUGAAGGCUUCGGAGUCAGCUCGCUUGAGGGUGUCCUCGGAGAACUGGGGAUCAAAGCCAACACCGAGUACGACCCUCGUGCCCGGGCCGGUCAGACCGAGGAGUCGACGAUCGGCAAGGAGUGCUCCUACAACGGUUUCCUGGACAAGACUGCUAACGCCUGCGACUGCUUCGCCGGGUCGACCGGCGAGCGAUGCGAGAAGAACACGUGCACCGACGACUGUUCGGGCCACGGUACCUGUGUCGGCCCGGGGCAGUGUAGGUGUGGAGAGUCAUGGGGCGGCCUCUACUGUUCGUUCCUGCUUGUCGAGCCCGAGAGCGAGACGGAGGCCUACGGCGUGGACGGCGACGAUCCUGCCAUCUGGGUCUCGCCCGUCUCCCCGGAAAUGUCUCGGAUUGUGACGACUACCAAGUCGGAAGAAGGUGCGGGUCUGGGCGUGUUUGACCUGGACGGCAAGAUGCUGCAGAACCUGCUAUCGGCGCAGCCGGACAAUGUCGACAUAAUCUACGGCUUCAAGGCGGGCAACCGAACUGUCGACCUAGCCUUUGCCGCCUGUCGCGGCGACAACACCCUCUGCAUGUUCGAGAUGACUACGGAUGGCGAGCUCCGAGACAUUGCGGGCGGCAUCCAACCGUCGUAUGCCGAGGGCGAGACGUACGGCUCGUGCGUCUACCGAUCCAAGAAGACGGGCAAGCAGUACCUCUUUGUGAACGAGAAGUCGGGGCGGUACAUGCAGUACGAGCUCACGUCGACCUCGGACGGCGCGCUCUCGACGAAGCUGGUGCGCGACUUUGUCGGCGGAUCCGGCGGUCAGGUCGAGGGCUGCGUGACGGACGAGGACAACGGCUGGCUGCUGCUCGGCGAGGAGCCGUCGGCGCUCUGGCGGUUCGAGGCGGAGCCGGACGGCAGCAGCGAGGGCUACCGGAUCGCGCACGUGGGCGACGGCAAGCUCUGGGGCGACGUCGAGGGCGUGGCGCUGGUGCAGGGGAGCGCGAAGGACAAGGGCUUCAUCCUCGUGUCGUGCCAGGGCGUCAGCGCGUACAACGUGUACAGGAGGGCGCACCCGCACGACUACGUCACGACGUUUACGGUGGCGACGACGUCGGACGGACAGGUCGACGGCGUAACCAACACGGACGGGCUGGCGGCCAUCAGCACCAACCUCGGGCCCAAGUUCCCACGUGGGCUCGUGGUGGUGCACGACGAUUCCAACGAGCUGCCCGGGGGCGGUGCGUCCGACAAGGCCAGCUACAAGCUCAUCGGCCUCGAGAACAUACUCGGGGCAGAAGCUGUCAAGAGUCUGGGACUCAUGGAGGAUGUGGACGAGAGCUGGGAUCCAAGGGCGUAG
Molecule: messenger RNA, 2364 nt
Organism: Geosmithia morbida
Lineage: Eukaryota; Fungi; Ascomycota; Sordariomycetes; Hypocreales; Bionectriaceae
Product: 3-phytase
Exons: 2
Coding region: 1-2364 (787 amino acids)
Molecular function (GO): inositol hexakisphosphate 3-phosphatase activity
Source: RefSeq, a predicted model, not a curated record